AUGAACUCUGCUAAUCAAGACCACAAAGACAGCGUCGCCCUCGUAUCGUGCGACAUCACGGUGACUAGGAUUGAUCAGGGCAAUCUAGGGGCUGGCAGAUGGAUAGCUGACGAUUUGCAAUGGUCCAUUCGUGGCCCAUACAGCAGAGUACGGUUUAGACGAGGAAACAGCGAAUUCCAGGCUGUCGAUGUUUCUCCAGAGCUCGUCGGAUAUCGCGCUGUUAGUUUUUCUGUGCAAGGUGAAAGAGCUGAGGCUCUUGAAAACGAUGUGAAUAGGCUCAAUCGCUACCUCUAUGAUAUAGAGAGGUUUCUAAUCCGAAUACGGUCGGCCGAUUUAGCGCGACAAGAACUCGACCUGCAGGCUCAUCGUUAUCAAGCAGCCAACCGCAGAUAUAUGAGAGAUGAAUCAGGUUUCCUACAUUACCUACAUGAGAAUACACAAUUUCCCAGUCAACCCGAAUUCGUAGAUUCAUUGAGGAAAUUUAAACUAAGCUUUAAUUUAUUGGCUAAACUGAGUCUUAUACAUAAGCCAGUUUCUCAAUUGGUGCAUUAUCUCUUCAUCGCUCUAAAUAUAAUCUUGGAAGCUUGUCAUUGGGAGUUGGGAAAGAAAAUUGCCCCCCAAAUUGUAUGGCCUUUAUUAUCGCUUGAAGCAUGUGAGCUAAUGCAGAAUAGUCUGACUAGCAAGGAGAGUGGUCUUUGGAUGAGUUUGGGUGAAGCUUGGAGAACGCCACCCGAGGAAUGGCGUGAACUUCUACUAGCUCCGUUUAUGGAAAGGACUGCCUUGUAGUGCUCUACUCUAAUAAAUACUAGAUUUUAGUGAUUUGUUUCAAUGUUCACAAUGCU
Cylicocyclus nassatus is the source of this 842-nucleotide messenger RNA. The record is from the annotation of a GenBank genome assembly. Lineage: Eukaryota; Metazoa; Nematoda; Chromadorea; Rhabditida; Strongylidae.